Molecule: messenger RNA, 1590 nt
Organism: Rasamsonia emersonii CBS 393.64
Lineage: Eukaryota; Fungi; Ascomycota; Eurotiomycetes; Eurotiales; Trichocomaceae
Exons: 1
Coding region: 1-1590 (529 amino acids)
Molecular function (GO): protein binding
Source: RefSeq, a predicted model, not a curated record
AUGGCAGCUACACUCCCUCCUGAACUGAUCCAGUCCAUUCUUCUUUCCACCGACCCAGACACAUUCUACACUGCUCGCCAGACAUGUCGUUCCUGGCGGAGCGCCGCGUCCAGCGCGUACAUGCUCCGAGAAGCCCUCAAACGGACUCCAACGGCUCUACCUGGACCGUCAUUGAAUAUCAUCUCGGACAAGGAAUGGAACGACCUCUUCAUGCACGUCGCCCACUUGAACCUCAUUGGCAAGCGUGACCGCGUGGCCAAGAAGAUGCUCCGCAGGAAGAGACCCUCCAACUGGUCUUAUUCUACUGUUAGCGGCGUGUCCAGCGAUGGAACACGGUUAGUCUCCCUGAGCGGUCCCCGGGCAUCCAUCUACAACGUCAGCAAGACCCGAGACAUGGAACUCGACUGCUCGCAGUGUCUAUACUCUCUCUGGACGCUCACGAAUCGCGCCAUGGUGGACAACACCACAAGGGGGAUGACCAUGGGUCAGCAUGGGGCCAACAAGUAUCGGAUUGCUGUGUCCACGCACGGUGCGCUUGUUGCCAUUGCCCUGUGCAGGACCAUCCAGAUCUACGACCUGUCCAGCAUGGACACAUCUCCGGUGGAGCACACGCUCGAGGAAAACGAACCGCUGACAUCGGUCGAAUUCGUCGAGAAUGAUUCUCUCCUUCGAGUAUGUACGGUAAAGAACCCGAACAACCCUAACUCUGAGACCAGGGUACGGUAUCUGGGCCAGCCUCUGCCCAGCUGGGGAUCUUUAUCACCUGCGAGACUGGAGACGGGCACGGGCACCAACCUGGAAUACUGGAAAGAAAACAUCCACAUCGUCUACCUGGACUCCGCCGCGCUGGACAGGUCAUUCCGCGACGACAACAAAACGCAUUUCCAGGAAAUGCGACUCCUGCCCCGUUCUUCGUCCAACGUCCCCGGACGGUUCUUUGCCGCGGCCAUCCAGAACACGGACGAGGACCGGUAUUGCAUUGGAUUCGUCCCAGACAGCGAUCGGACCCAGGUCCGCAUUUGGCGACAGCUUCCGUCGCGGAGGGACCGUCAGUCGGACCGCUGGAGCCAUCAUUUCCGCGGUUGCAGCACGUCGUCUUCAGACGACGACGGCAAUGAGGAGGUCGUCGUGGUGGAGCAGAACCGACAGAUGGCCCGUGAACGGUGGGCGGCCAUCAAUAUGCCCGCCCUGACGAGCAAGCAUUAUCAUCUGGCGGUCUCCAACGACGGGCGACUGCUGGUCGUGUAUGAGCGUGAUGCAGGACACUCCUCAGCACAGUCGAGGAGAGGGGCACUCUACGUCUUUAGCUUGGGGUGCUGCAAGCCAAAUAAUCCACACUUUAGUAUGCCCUGGGAGAGCAGGGCCGAGGAUGCAAAUCCAAAUCCUCACACCGAAUCUGUCGUCGACAACGACAACGACGCCGUUUCACCGCUUCAGAUCCAACCCUGGUCCUUCCUGCUAGACAUUGUAGACGAGGACAUUGACGUCCUGCGCGUGGAACAUGUGGAACGGGGGAGCAGAACCGGAACGACGUACAAGUACAAGAUCACAGCCGAGAACGUGCACAGUAUUACGGAAUGGGAGUUGUGA